AUGUCAAGAGCAGCAAAAGCUUUUCUCCUUCUCUAUACAACAGUGCUUGUUCUCUUCAUUAUUUACCGGCUUUUGCAGUUCAAUGUUCAUAAAGUAGAUUAUGCUGGAGGUUAUGCACUACAUAUCUCAUUCGUUAAGGAACAUCCAUCCAUCUUUCCCAGCUACCCUGAUAAAUAUUCACGUAUUUUUCACAAUAGUUUCGAUGAUCAAAAGAAGUACUCGCUUCCAGCUAUUGAUGAAAAAGACGUAGUGGUAUUAAGCAAGAUGAAUUUUAGCUCUUUUGUUGCCAAUAAUCAGUUUGUGUUGGUGAAUUUUCAUGCUCCAUGGUGCCACUGGAGCAGGAAACUCAGCCCGGAAUAUGCACUGGCUGCCACUGAGCUAAAAGGUGAGGUGGUGACGGCAAAAGUCGAUUCUAGUAAGGAAGAAGAGUUGGCACUUAAGAGGUAUCAAAUUCUUGCAUAUCCAACUAUAUGUUUCUUUGCCGGUGGAGUGAAGGUGGAAAUUUACAAUGGCGGUAACAAAAGCUGGGGUGCUAUUGCAAACUGGACAAGGGCUAUGGUGGACCUUGGUAUUUACACUAUAUCAUCUAUAGAGCAAGCAGAAGAACUACUUAUGGCUGAAUCUACAAUUGUUUUGGGAUUUUUUGACUCUUUAGAGGGCCUGGAGAGUGAACAGCUUGCUGCCACCUCGAAACUGCAUACUGAUGUCAGAUUCUAUCAGACUGAUAGUGUUUAUGUUGCAAAGACAUUUCAGAUUGACCCUGAAAUCAAACGCCCUGCUUUAAUCUUGCUGGAAAAAGAGGCUAAAGAUCUUAGCAACUUUAAUGGUCCAUUUACCAAAUCAGCAAUAGCCGAAUUUGUUGCUGAGAAUAAAAUUCCUCCUGUGACCACUUUAACUGAUGAAAAUGCUCUCUUGAUUCUUAACUCCCCCAUGAAACAGCUAUGGCUUUUUGCCCUUACAAACGAUUUGAAGGUUACAUCAAUAUUUCAAAAGGCAGCCAAAACUUUCAAAGGAAAGCUGCUCUUUGUGUAUGCGCAAGUGCAAAUGGAUUCCGAAGGUGUCAGGAGACAAAUUGCUCAUGAUUUUGGUAUUUCAGGUCAUACUCCAAGGGUUGUAGCUUACACAGGCAAUGUCGAUGCCAGGAAGUUGGUAUUGAAGGAUGAAUUGACCUUAAGCAAUAUAAAGUCAUUUGCAGAGAAUUUCCUAGAAGACAAUCUUUCAAGCGAGUCUGAAAAUUUCAGAGACUCUUCUUCAACUUCCAUCAUUGGAACUGUGACUCCAUGUACUGAUUCUGAUGCAUCUCAUCCAACCUUCUUCAAUCACUGAACUGCAAAGCGCGGGAUAUGUACAGAAGAGUUGCCUUCUGUAAUAAACUUUGAUGAAAUUAUUUGAACCAAGUCAAACUCAGAAAAGAUGUUUCACUGAUUAAAUUUCUUACU
Messenger RNA from Pistacia vera, 1439 nucleotides. Its product is annotated as protein disulfide isomerase-like 1-3. Bases 1 to 1326 code for a protein of 441 amino acids. Gene Ontology annotation, molecular function: protein disulfide isomerase activity. Gene Ontology annotation, biological process: response to endoplasmic reticulum stress; protein folding. Gene Ontology annotation, cellular component: endoplasmic reticulum. The record is from RefSeq and is a predicted model, not a curated record. The transcript is spliced from 8 exons. Lineage: Eukaryota; Viridiplantae; Streptophyta; Magnoliopsida; Sapindales; Anacardiaceae.